Molecule: messenger RNA, 3386 nt
Organism: Sesamum indicum (sesame)
Lineage: Eukaryota; Viridiplantae; Streptophyta; Magnoliopsida; Lamiales; Pedaliaceae
Product: phosphatidylinositol 4-phosphate 5-kinase 9
Biological process (GO): phosphatidylinositol phosphate biosynthetic process
Cellular component (GO): plasma membrane
Molecular function (GO): ATP binding; 1-phosphatidylinositol-4-phosphate 5-kinase activity
Source: RefSeq, a predicted model, not a curated record
AACUUGUAGAUUUUUCUUCUUUUUGGUAUUUUUCUUUUUAACUUUUAGAACAUAAAUAUGACUAAAUGGUCACUGUUUUGUGAAAUCUAUGAGGUGGUUAACUAUGUAAUCCAAGAUACUGUACAUGUGUGAUUUAUUUAUUUGAAUAUAAUUGGUAUGAUUUUGGACGGUAAUAUUCAGUAAGCAAUUCCAAGAUCACAUAUAUAAAUAAGGGUCUUUGUCAUCUUUAUCAUUCUGAAACACUGAAAUAUAGAAUAAUUAGUGGAAGAAAACUUUGAUUAUUUAUCAGUAUCUCCAAGUGUUCUGUUGAUUAGUUUCUUUUUACUCUAUACUCAUCCUGUCUGUAUUCUGUUGAAACCACGUCAGUUAAAUCUUUUUAGAAAGUUAUGAUAGUUUCGGUUCAGAUCUGUCGGAAAUGCCUAAUCGUAUCCUGAAGCUAGCUUUUUUUGUUUAAGUUCGUGCUUCUGUGUGAAAUGAAUUGAUGUGUAUCCUGAAUGACUAUUCUCUCUGUUUCAGAGGUAUAUUAGAAAGAAAUUGUGGAGGUUGUUCUUUACUGAAAGUCUUUCUCCUGAGUUCAUGAGAAAAUUGCAGGUGCUUUCCAUCUGUCUAGUUUGGAACUGAAAACUCUUUAGAAUUAUGCAUGUCUGGCCCUGUAGCAAUUGUUAAUGACGCUCAAAGAGCACUCUCUUUAUCUGAUAGGAUAAAGUCUCUUGAUCCCAUAGUAUCUAAUGAUGAAAGCCACUUAAAUGGAGAUCUUUCUCAUGCUUAUUCUGAAACCAAUGGCUUCAGAGCUCGAGAAAUCUUGCUUCCAGAUGGGGAAUCUUAUUCCGGAUCCUUGCUUGGAAAUGUCCCUGAGGGUUCUGGGAACUAUAUCUGGUCAGAUGGUUGUAAAUACGAGGGUGAAUGGAGAUCCGGGAUGAGGCAUGGCUACGGGAAACUUCGAUGGCCGUCUGGGGCUCUUUAUGAAGGUGAGUUUUCGGGAGGAUAUAUGCAUGGCUCCGGGAUGUACACUAGACCUGACAAUAUGACAUACAAGGGCCGGUGGCGGUUGAAUCUCAAACAUGGCCUCGGGUAUCAGAAUUUUCCCAAUGGAGACGUAUUUGAAGGAUCUUGGAUUCAAGGAACACCGGAAGGGCCUGGGAAGUACAUAUGGGCUAAUGGGAAUGUUUAUAUGGGGAAUAUGAAGUCAGGUAAAAUGUCGGGAAAGGGAACUCUUACUUGGAUCAGUGGUGAUUCUUAUGAAGGAAGCUGGUUAAAUGGUAUGAUGCAUGGAUUUGGAAUAUACACGUGGAGCGAUGGUGGUUGCUAUGUGGGAACUUGGACAAGGGGACUGAAGGAUGGAAAGGGUACAUUCUAUCCGAGAGGCAGCAGGGUUCCAACCGGUAAGCAAUUGUACCUUAACGCAAUGAGAAAACGAGGAGUGCUGCCUGAUUUAAGACAAGAGAAUCGGGCUUCCCAUUUUCAUCAAGCAACAUCAGGAGAUAGUCGUAAAGGUUCUGGUUGGAAUUCAUCAGAUAAAACUUCUAAGGGAAGCCUAAUAGAUCUGCAACGAUCUCGGACAACAAAUGCUUCCCUGGAAAGACGGUGGAGUCUUGAGGUAUCUAUUGAGAAAGUUAUAGGAAACGAGAGAUUGCCGAGCGUGUCUGACACAGUUUUAGAAGGUGGAGAUAACGAGUAUGGCAUUAAUAACCCUAUCUUGGAAAGAGAGUACAUGCAAGGGGUCCUAAUCAGUGAGCUUGUGUUAAGUAAUCGCUUUUCGCUGUCAUCUAAACAAGCAAAAAGGAGAGAGAAGAAGCUUGCAAAGGAGAUAAAGAAGCCAGGUGAACAAAUUAUCAAAGGCCACAGAAGUUAUGAUUUGAUGCUGAAUCUACAGCUUGGAAUCAGAUAUACAGUAGGGAAAAUUACUCCCGUGCACAGACGAGAAGUUAGAACUACUGAUUUUGGUCCUCGCGCCAGCUUCUGGAUGACCUUCCCUAAAGAGGGUUCACAGCUGACACCUUCACAUCCGUCCGAUGAUUUCAAGUGGAAAGAUUACUGUCCCAUGGUUUUCAGGAAUCUGAGAGAGAUGUUUAAGAUUGAUGCUGCGGACUACAUGAUGUCAAUAUGUGGUAAUGAUGCUCUAAGAGAACUUUCAUCUCCUGGGAAGAGUGGUAGUGUCUUUUUCCUCUCCCAGGAUGAUCGUUUUAUGAUCAAGACAUUGCGGAAAUCGGAAGUUAAGGUUCUACUGCGGAUGCUUCCAAACUAUCAUCUCCAUGUGCGCAGAUACGAUAACACUCUUAUCACUAAAUUCUUCGGUCUGCACAGGAUUAAGCCUUCCAGUGGUCAGAAGUUCAGAUUUGUAGUAAUGGGGAACAUGUUCUGCACAGAGUUAAGAAUCCAUCGAAGGUUUGAUCUCAAAGGUUCUUCAUUGGGACGUUCUGCAGACAAGGUUGAAAUUGACGAGAACACAAUACUUAAGGACUUGGACUUAAAUUACUGCUUUUAUUUGGAACCUUCUUGGCGAGAUGCCCUCCUACAGCAGAUUGAAACAGAUAGCAAAUUCUUGGAAUCACAGCACAUAAUGGAUUACAGCCUCUUACUAGGUGUCAAUUACCGAGCACCUCAGCACUUAUGCUCUCUUAUGUCUUAUGGUCGCCAUGUUUCAGUGGAUGGAUUAGGAAUUGUUGCAGAAGAUGAGGCUAUGGAGGAUGAAAUAUCUCCACAAGGACUUGUUUUGGUCCCCCGUGGAGCUGAUGACAGUAGUGUCGUUGUGGGCUCACACAUCAGAGGCAGCCGAUUGAGAGCAUCAUCUUCAACUGGGGGUGAGGAAGUGGAUCUUCUCCUGCCUGGCACAGCAAGACUCCAGAUACAGCUUGGGGUGAACAUGCCAGCAAGAGCGGAGCAUGUCCCAGGAAAAGAUGAGACGGAAAUGUUUCACGAGGUAUAUGAUGUGGUCUUAUAUUUAGGCAUCAUUGAUAUCCUGCAGGAGUACAACACGAGUAAGAAGAUCGAACAUGCAUACAAGUCCAUUCAGUUUGAUUCAGUCUCCAUCUCUGCUGUCAACCCCACAUUUUACUCUCAGCGCUUCUUAGAGUUCAUUAAGAAGGUCUUUCCAGCUAAUGCUGUGGAGGGCUGAUUUGAGCAGUUCUGAGUUUUUUCUCCUUUUUUUUUGAUAUGGAAGCAGUUCUGAGUUACACAUGCAAAGUCUGUAACUGUUCUUGUAUACUGUUACAGUAAAUAGAACUUGAAGUACAUUUCUUCUUUAAUUGGUUAUGGAUUUAUGAAAAAAGAAGCAUGUUCUUUUGUAGGAUGAUGUUAGUUAGCUACUGUUGGAGUGUCUAGUAGGGCUGUAAUUUUGUUCUAGUUGAGCUUUGGUGUGAGGAUUUGAAAUGAGGGAUUUUAAUUUU